Molecule: messenger RNA, 1092 nt
Organism: Triplophysa rosa
Lineage: Eukaryota; Metazoa; Chordata; Actinopteri; Cypriniformes; Nemacheilidae
Product: aminopeptidase N-like
Exons: 10
Biological process (GO): proteolysis; peptide catabolic process
Cellular component (GO): cytoplasm
Molecular function (GO): metalloaminopeptidase activity; zinc ion binding; peptide binding
Source: RefSeq, a predicted model, not a curated record
AUGUUCAUUGUUCAUUGGCAAACCACACUGAACGCUUUUUACAGUGAAAUGAAGAUGGCUGGAAAUGAGUGGGUUCUGGUCAAUCUGAACGUCACUGGAUAUUACAGAGUCAACUAUGAUCAUAUGAACUGGGAGCGUCUGCUGAGUCAACUUAAUGAGAAUCAUGAGGUCAUCCCAGUUAUUAACAGGGCUCAGAUAGUGGAUGAUGCUUUUAACCUCGCAAGGGCUAAGAUAGUUCCUGUCACUUUAGCGCUUAGAUCUACAAAAUACUUAUUUCAAGAAAAAGAAUAUAUGCCAUGGGAGUCUGCGCUCAACAACCUGGAUUAUUUCAACCUCAUGUUUACACAGACUGAUGUCUAUGGACUUUUACAGAACUACCUCAGGAAUCAAGUGAUCCCCCUUUUUGCACAUUUUAAAAAUAUAACUGAGGAUUGGUCACAUGUACCACCUGGGCAUACAGACCAGUACAACCAGGUUAAUGCGAUUAGAAUUGCCUGCAGUACCGGUGUGCAGGAUUGUCAAAGUCUCACCUCAGGCUGGUACAGUCAGUGGAUGGAUAAACCGGAGCAUAACCCGAUUCAUCCGAACUUGAGGUCUACAGCGUACUGCUGUGCCAUCGCUGCAGGUGGGACUAAAGAGUGGGACUUUGGCUGGCAGAUGUUUAUAGACGCCACCAUCGCCAUUGAGGCUGAUAAACUCAUGAGUGCCCUGGCUUGCACGAAAAAUCGCGUACUUUUAGAAAGGUAUCUUGGAUACACACUUGAUGCAUCAAAAAUCCGAAAACAGGAUGCAACAUCUGUUAUUGUGUAUAUUGCAAAUAAUCCGGAUGGUCAGAUUUUGGCCUGGGACUUUGUUCGAAAGAACUGGGAAUACAUGUUCACAGAGUAUGGCGUGGGUUCAUUUAACUUUGCCAGCCUCAUAAAUGGCAUAACAAAAACAUUUUCAUCUGAAUCCCAACUUAAGCAGCUCCUGGAGUUUCAGAGUGAUCAUUCAGAGAUGGGUUUUGGAUCGGCGACAGCAGCUCUGCAGCAGGCCAUCGAGACCACAAAAGCCAAUAUAAAAUGGGUGUCUGAAAACCAGAGAGACAUCACA